UUUCCAUGUGCUUUUGAUUAGUUUAUGGCUCCCACCCCCUUUAUUUUUUUUUGGUGACAAGGGAAUUCAUCCCCCACCCUUUAUCAAGAUAUAUUUCACAAUUAUCUCUGUUUUCUUUGUUGAACACACGCACGCACUCAAUCCUCUCCCAUGAUUCCGUCUCUAGAUCGACACUGUUAAAAAUCUGUUUCCGUAAAAGAUUUAAAUAAACUCAAAUUCCCCAUCUCUCCAUUUAUUUUAUUAAUAUUUAAAACUCUAAUGAUUCUUAUCUAUAGUUUUAAUGCAAAACUAGAGAGAGAGAGCGAGAGAGAGCCUUUGAUGACGAGUAGAGUUGAUAUUCUUCACCUUCUCCUGUCCCCAUGAAAUUUCAAGAGACUUCUUUGGACUUCCAACCUUUCUUUCUUUCUUUCUUUGCUUUGUUUCCUGUUUGGUAUCUCUCUCUAUCUAUUUCCCUCUCUUUUGCUACAGUACACUACACGUGGGGUUCAUUUCUUUUGCCUCCUUUUGGACAUCUAACCCAUUAAACUUGUGAAAGUUUGAUUGUUGAGGAGUGGUUUUAUCAAUUACACAAUACAAGAAAAAUACACCAAGAUCAGAGCAUGUCUUGUGUAGCUUCUUCUUUCUCUGUUUCAUAUUGUCUAGCUUAUCCAUUUACUCUGUCUGUGGUGAAUUGGCAUUGAAAAAGCUGUCCUUUUUUCGAGUUUGUGAUGUAUGGUUUUUCUUUUUUCUUUUUUUACUUUUUACUAAAAGGGCAAAACUUUAUGAAGAUUACAUGCUGGAUAUAGAUGUUUGAGCUCUUUCCUAUUUUAGAAUUAUGGAACCUGGGAGUAUGUUUUACUCUGCUGAUGAGUUCAAAUUGGAUGCUAAAUGGUUGAUUGAUCCAAAGCAUCUCUUUGUUGGUCCAAGAAUUGGAGAAGGAGCUCAUGCCAAAGUAUACGAGGGAAAGUAUAAGAACCAGAAUGUUGCAAUUAAAAUGCUUCAUAAGGGAGAAACUCCUGAGGAGAUAACCAAGAGGGAAGGACGGUUUGUAAGGGAGGUUGCAAUGUUGUCUAGAGUUCAGCAUAAAAACCUAGUGAAGUUUAUUGGUGCCUGCAAGGAGCCUGUAAUGGUGAUAGUUACUGAGCUUUUGUUGGGGGGGACUCUACGGAAGUAUUUGCUGAACAUGCGGCCAAGGUGUUUAGAUAUGUGUGCUGCUAUUGGUUUUGCACUUGAUAUUGCCCAUGCUAUGGAACGCUUGCAUGCUCAUGGGAUCAUACACCGUGAUCUGAAACCUGAAAACUUGCUUUUGACAGCAGACCAUAAAACAGUUAAACUAGCGGAUUUGGGCUUAGCACGAGAGGAGUCAUUAACAGAGAUGAUGACUGCUGAAACAGGAACAUACCGCUGGAUGGCUCCAGAGUUGUACAGUACUGUCACAUUAAGGCGGGGAGAAAAGAAGCAUUACAACCAUAAAGUGGAUGCCUACAGCUUUGCAAUAGUGCUGUGGGAACUCUUGCACAACAAAAUGCCAUUUGAAGGCAUGUCAAAUCUCCAGGCAGCAUAUGCGGCUGCUUUCAAGAAUGUGAGGCCUAGUGCUGAAAACCUGCCGAAGGAAUUGGCCAACAUUCUAACAUCAUGUUGGGAGGAAGAACCAAAUGCUCGUCCUAAUUUCAGUCAAAUAAUCCAGAUGCUCCUAAAUUAUCUUUCUAGUAUUUGUCCAGCUGAACCAGUUAUUCCUCCUCGAAUUUUUGCUUCAGAGAACACCAUAUUGCCACCGGAAUCUCCAGGUACAAGCUCCCUGAUGGGAGUGCUUGAUGGCUCUGGGGAAACCCACAAACCAAAUAUGGAAAAAAAGCGGAGAAGUUGCUUCUUCUGCUUUGAUCAGUGCUUUUAA
Durio zibethinus is the source of this 1873-nucleotide messenger RNA. RefSeq names its product serine/threonine-protein kinase STY13-like. The record is from RefSeq and is a predicted model, not a curated record. Lineage: Eukaryota; Viridiplantae; Streptophyta; Magnoliopsida; Malvales; Malvaceae. Gene Ontology annotation, molecular function: protein serine/threonine kinase activity; ATP binding. Gene Ontology annotation, biological process: protein phosphorylation.